AUGAGAUUUUUUGCAAAAGAUAAACCCCUUGUGCAAAACCAAGCUAUCAUCAUCAUUGAUGAGGCCUCACGUCUGACCAGCAAUGAUAACGAACAGGUCAUUACCGAGUUUAUUGAUUCGCUGCGGACUCUCAAGGGUGAUCGUGAUAAUUUUCGCCUCUAUUCUCUUUUACUCUGUGGGACUGCAAGCAUUAGGGAUCUUCUGCUUGCUCGCCAACGACCUGGAUCUAUGUCAUCAAUUUCACCUUUUUCAGGAGAGGCAAGCUUGACAUGUAAUCGAUUUACUGAAGCUGAAGUCCACGAUCUUUUUACUCAAUUUGCUAAAUGUAAUAAUUCAGAGUUUGAUGCUGCCAAUAUUGCAGUGGAUAUUUUUUUAUCUCACCCUUGGCCAUCGAGGAACGAUGAAGAUGCAAAAUAUCUCCUUGCUGAAGGAAUGAUAUUUGUGAAACGGGAAUUGGAUAAUGGAUGUUGGGAAACCGAAAUUAGUGCACCUAUCCUCCGUAGCUUAAUAAUUUCACCCAUAGUUCUGCCUGAUAUAUCUAUAUCCAAGGUCCCGCUGAAUGCAACAACACUUGAUCCUCGAUGGCUGUUGGCACGCACAACAAGUAUGGUUUUUAAUGAAUGUUUAUUGUUACUGAUUAACACUGAGGCAUUUGAUCCCUAA
Messenger RNA from Paraglomus occultum, 663 nucleotides. The record is from the annotation of a GenBank genome assembly. Lineage: Eukaryota; Fungi; Glomeromycota; Glomeromycetes; Paraglomerales; Paraglomeraceae.